Messenger RNA from Alternaria infectoria, 1269 nucleotides. RefSeq lists its product as uncharacterized. The coding region runs from base 1 to 1269 and encodes 422 amino acids. Lineage: Eukaryota; Fungi; Ascomycota; Dothideomycetes; Pleosporales; Pleosporaceae. Gene Ontology annotation, cellular component: cytoplasm. The transcript is spliced from 6 exons. Gene Ontology annotation, biological process: protein arginylation. The record is from RefSeq and is a predicted model, not a curated record. Gene Ontology annotation, molecular function: arginyl-tRNA--protein transferase activity.
AUGCUGCCAUCGCGAUGGUCGCCCUGUCGAGCAAGCUACUACUUCUCAUCGAAAAGCUUGACCGUUGAGGUCUACCAGAUCCUCGUGGACCGCGGCUGGAGAAGAUCUGGUACCAUCUUCUACAAGCCCGACGUGCUGCGACACUGCUGUCCGCACUACACAAUUCGUCUACCCGUCGCUUCCUUCAAGCCCUCGAAGGAUCAGAGGAAGACAGUCAACCAUUGGAAUGACUAUGUGCUAGGCGAGGCUUAUAUGAAAGAGGCUUCUAGGCUUUACCCAAUAUCGAAAGAAGAGAAAGCUCGUGUCAAGAACACGUUUGACCUCAGUCGUGAGGUGCACAAGACCGAACUCCAGAAUGUCAAGCGCCCGCCUGAACCCGCACAUCGCUUCGAGGUGACACUCGAACUGGCGGCCUUCACGCCCGAGAAGUAUGAGUUGUUCAAGAACUAUCAGCAAAACGUACACAAAGAGAAACCUCAUGAGAUUUCUCAGUCGGGGUUCAAGCGUUUCUUAUGUGAUUCGCCGUUGAAGCAGACCUCUAGAACUGUCGACGGGAAAGAGCAGCUCCUAGGAUCAUACCACCAAUGCUACCGACUCGACGGACGACUCAUUGCGAUGGGCAUCCUUGAUCUGCUACCUCAUUGCGUUAGCGGUGUCUAUAUGCUCUAUCAUUCCGAUUUCGAGCAGUGGCAGUUUGGAAAGUUGAGUGCGCUACGAGAAGCGGCAUUGGCGCUUGAGGGUGGUUACCAGUACUACUACAUGGGAUACUACAUCCACUCCUGCGUCAAGAUGAAGUACAAGGGCGACUACAAAACUCAGCAUGUUUUAGAUCCUGAGACGUACGAGUGGCAUCCGCUGGAUGGCGAGUUGCGCGCUCUGCUAGACAAGAAGUCCUAUGUCUCGAUGUCUAGGGAACGUCGCAGGAAAGAGCAAGAGAGUGAUGAAGAGACGAGUGCCGCAGCAGAGCAGGAUGACUACUCGGACUAUCCUCUACCGACAGCUGCCGAAAGUGGCAAGGCCGUUUCCGACGGCAUGUCAUUGUUCGAUUUGAAGGUACCAGGGCUCAUGACAGCCGAAGAAAUCGAACAGCAACUUGACCUGGCCACCAUGCCCAUCCGGGUUCGUGGACAAAUGGCGGAAGCUCAGGAUCUUGUCUCUUGGGAGGGCAGUGAUUUGAAGAACCCUCGUUCAAUCAAGGGCAUCAUUGGCGAGAUUGUCGCAUGCAUGGGCCCUGAGGUCGCAUGGCAGGUAGUGGUACAGCUUGGAUGA